AUGCAACCCUUGACCAAAUCGCCGCGUGGCCGGCGCAGCCCGCCCAGCGACGAUAUUGAGAAACAAUUGAUACAAGCCGUUCCAGUACCCCAACCACUUACCUCAGACCAACCGGCCGGAUACCCCCGGUACUCAGCAUACAUCGCAGCCGACGAAACUUCUCAGAUCUACCGCCGCUUCUCGACCCUUCGAACAAGACUACUCCUCUCCAAACAAGACUCGCUAUCCGUCCUCGAGAACAAACUUGAUAAGAUCGAUCGUGGAGAGAAGUGUAAGGUGUUUCUGGGGAGUAGACGAAGGGAUCGGAAUCAGGAGAGGCAUAAUGUACUGUUGCAGAUUGAGGCUGAGUUAGCUGGAUACGAUGAACUUGUCGAGCGAAGCGCACGGGUUGCUCGUUUGACGCAGGCUCAGAGACGGGAUGUUGAGGGGUUGAGAAAGUGGGUUGAUGGGAAUGGGUGUAUAGCACGAGAGGAGAGUAGGUAUCUUGGACAUGGGGGGGAUCUGUUUACGUUUAGUUCGGAGGAUGAGGACCCUUUGUCUCGACUUGAACGGUCUGUGGAGGAUGCUUUAGUUCCGUUCUUUAGGAGCUAUUACAAGAAACAAGCAUCCGAAGACACACCACCUGACGUCUCCACCCCAUCAGCAUUUCUCGCAAAAAGAGUCGCCCGAGCAUCAAUGGCUGCAAUUAUCACAACCGUUCUUCUAUUACCAAUGCUCGUAUGCAGCUUCCUGCCCAGUCUCAUUGCUCGAGUGGCUAUUACCGCCAUCUCGGUUAUGGUCUUGAUUGCAAUGGUGUCUGGGUUUACGAAAGCGAGGAGCAUUGAGGUUCUUGCUGCGAGUGCUAUAUAUGCCACUGUUAUGAUGGUGCUUGUUACGAAUGGGUCGUGA
Molecule: messenger RNA, 888 nt
Organism: Aspergillus chevalieri
Lineage: Eukaryota; Fungi; Ascomycota; Eurotiomycetes; Eurotiales; Aspergillaceae
Exons: 5
Coding region: 1-888 (295 amino acids)
Source: RefSeq, a predicted model, not a curated record